UCAUAUCUAUUUUUUUGAAAUUCAAAAUGCAAGAAAGUAACAAAAAAAUUUUAUUAUACACAACACGAGUUCCACCUCUCAACUUUGAUCCUAACACGAAUUUAAUGUAUAGAGAAUAGAUGAUUGUAUAGGGGUUGCAGCUUUACCCCACUCUUACUUGCUGUUAUCAGUGCUCCUGCUGACCCGUAACACAAAUGGGGGAUGGUUAUUGAUGUUCGAUAUACGUGAGGGUGGCCAAGACCGCAGCGACAAGAGAAAAUGGGGUUAUUCGAUCGUUUAGCGAAUCUUUUAGGUCUUAGGAAAAAAGAAGUAAACGUUUUAGUAGUGGGCCUUAACAACAGUGGUAAGUCGACGGUCAUAAAUAAUUUCAAACGCGAGGAUGACCGUUGCAUAGACAUAGUGCCCACUGUCGGGUUUAAUGUCGAGAAAUUCGCAUUUAAGAAUGUUAGUUUUACCGCGUUCGAUAUGUCGGGUCACGAUCGUCACAGAUCACUGUGGGAGCACUAUUAUAAAGAUUGCCACGGAAUUAUCUUCAUAAUCGACAGCAGCGAUAAACUCCGACUAGUUGUUGUGAAAGAAGAGUUGGACAUGCUGCUGCAACAUCCGGACGUGGCAGGACGCAAGAUACCCAUCCUCUUCCUGGCGAACAAGAUGGACCUGCCAGAUUCUUUAACAACCGUAAAGCUGGUCGCUGGUCUGGGGCUUGAGCGGAUCCAAAACAAGCCUUGGCACAUCCGGGCGACGAACGCGUUGACCGGCGAAGGCCUACAACCGGCAAUUGAGUGGCUGACGGACCAAAUUCGCGAUAUAUUCAUCAACAAGAGAUAAUUUGUGUUAACAUCGCAGGGAGUCCAAUUUGUUUAACUUUCUUACAAAAUUCGUGAAAUCGACGUACGUCACUAUAUGAUGCAAUGCCUACGAUUUUAUUUACACAUACGUCAAUUGCACCGGUGAACCAAUAUUCUCGAGACACCAGUUUUCUAGUUACGAUAUCGCAUAUCAUAAAACAACGUACUAUAAGGAACGUUAAUAUAAUUGAUGUAGAACGAUUAGAAUUAAAGUUUUGAUAUAAGAUUCCAAAGUGUUUUGACAACAAGUCAAUCGGGAAGCAUCAUUGCAAUUCCGUCCAAAGACAUGUGUAAAGAAAUAAAAAUAUAUAUGUACAUAAAUAAGAAUAAGAUUCUAAAA
Messenger RNA from Ooceraea biroi (clonal raider ant), 1188 nucleotides. It is a transcript of the gene Arl6, whose product is annotated as ADP ribosylation factor-like 6. The record is from RefSeq and is a predicted model, not a curated record. Gene Ontology annotation, molecular function: GTP binding; GTPase activity. Lineage: Eukaryota; Metazoa; Arthropoda; Insecta; Hymenoptera; Formicidae.